Messenger RNA from Betta splendens (Siamese fighting fish), 2062 nucleotides. RefSeq names its product perforin-1-like. The transcript has 3 exons. Bases 170 to 1882 code for a protein of 570 amino acids. The record is from RefSeq and is a predicted model, not a curated record. Lineage: Eukaryota; Metazoa; Chordata; Actinopteri; Anabantiformes; Osphronemidae.
CAGUUCCUUAAAGGAAAAAAAACGCUGGAGUUUACUAAGGCCAGAGUAAUCAAGACCUGUGAGCAGGAUGGCUGGCUGAGCUGGGCCGCCGACUGUCAACGCUCGAUAUAUCGACGAAUCAGCUCUCCAGGCCUAGAGCAGACGAGCGCAGAUGUUUAACGUGUGAAAGAUGCUACAGCUGUGGCCCGUCUUGCUCCUGUGGGGGGCGUGGGGGCGUCUGUGUCUGUCCUCCAGUGCCAGCUUCACUGGGACACCACCGGAGUGUGAACACGCUCACUUUGUCCCUGGUUACAAUCUGGGUGGAGAAGGUUUUGACAUUGUCACGAUGGAGCGUAAAGGGGCUUAUGUUAUUGAUACUGAGAAGUGGAACCUUGGUAAUGGCACCUGCAAAAUGUACAGAAACAGCUACAUGAACAGGGAGAAGCAGAAGGUUCCUGCAGCUGUGGUGGACUGGAGAGCUCUGCCCAAGUGCACCUUGAAGGUCUCAAGCAUAGUAUAUGAUUCUGUUGAAACCCUGGUCAACGACUCCACAUCGUCUGUGUCCAACGACUGGAAAGUUGGCCUCAGUAUCCCAGUAGAUCCCAGUGUCACCGUGGGGGUCGGCCUUGGAGGCUCCCACUCCAGAGACGCUGCCUUCGGCAUGCAGAAGUCAAAACAGGACCGCUACAACUUCUUUCGUCAUUGUGUCUCCUGCAGCUUCUAUAGGUAUCGACUGGCUACACAUCCUCCACUGAGUCCUGACUUUCAGUCAGCCAUCAACUCCCUUCCUCGAUAUGCACCAGCCACUGAAGAAUCCUACCGUGACAUGAUUGACACGUAUGGGACACAUUACAUCACACAAGUGGCUCUUGGAGGCCAGAUAAAAGCCAUCACUUCUGUCAGGACCUGUCAGGCAACCAUGAGUGGCCUGUCAGCCACCGACAUCAGUGACUGUCUGUCAGUUGAAGCUUCUGCUAGUUUUGCAAAUUCUGCCAAAAUUGAUGCCAUGACGAAACACUGUGAGGCAAAGAAAAAGAGUUUAGGCUCCAACCAGAGUUUUAGUAGUACAUUUAAUGAGAGGAACACAGAGGUCAUCGGUGGACACAUCGAUACUGCUGACAUCUUGUUUGAAGGCCAGUCAAACCCAUCGGUCUAUAACACAUGGCUCAGCUCACUGAAGAACACGCCUGAUGUGGUCCGGUACAACAUAAAGCCACUGCACACCAUACUGCCGAGCAGUCAUCCUGCCACCGCCGGACUGAAGCGAGAGGUGGAGAAGUACAUCAAGAGAAACGCAGUGUUGAAGAAAUGCUCUGAAUCUUGUCAAGUAGGGCACAGAUCCAACAAAAGAGAUCCCUGUGACUGCGUCUGCGACAGUAGCCAGAACAUCAAGUCUAACUGCUGUCCUGCUGGGAAAGGUCUGGCAACACUCAGGGUGUUUGGGCUCUAUGCAGUGGAUCUGUACGGUGAUAUGUGGACAAAGACGGAUGGUUCAGUGCAGGUGAGUUAUGGUGAUCAAAACAAGAGAACCAUCAUCAUCAGUGACAAUGAUAAUCCUAAGUGGCCAGAGUCCUUUGAGUUUGGAGCCAUCACUAUCAACAUGAAGAACAUGCUGACGUUCCAAGUUUAUGAUGAGGAUACCUACUGGAACAGUGACCUGCUUGGCGAGUGUUCCUUCGCUCUGCGAAAGGGAAAAGUGAGUGACAGCUGCAUGUUGAAACAUGGAACCUUCUUCUUCUCGUACAUAGUGGAGUGUGCCCCAAGUCUCAGCGGUGCACAGUGUCAGGAUUAUGCUCCCUCCCCCAUGAGCUCGUCUCUGGCCAAAGUGUUCCACACCAGAAAUGGGGUCCUGCUUGGAGAGUCGGGGGAGCAGCCUGCAAAGCCAGAAACACAGUCAGGCUGAGGAUUCUACUCCUUGACCAGUUUCUGGCUGGUAAUACAUUACAAUAUUAGCUUAGCUUUGCUUAAUAAUAAUCAAACCUGCUCUGCUAUUUGUCAACUAAAUCUAAAUAAUGUUUGUUGUAAGACUGUCUACCUUAACUUCCUUUAAAAUCUAACAAUAAAAAAAAAUCUGCAAAUAUGA